UAAACGCCUGUUCAAAAAAGUAUCUUUAGGUUGUUAGACGUGACAACGACAAAAUUUUAAAUAUAUAUUCAUAUAUAUAUAGUGUGUGUGCAAAGAUAAUAUCGUACAGUUUGGUUUUAGCAAUGAUGAAGGGACCUUAGUUCGGACCUUAGUAAAUAAUAAGCGUUAGUGCGGUGGAGAAGGAAGUUCAAGGUCCGAGAAGAAACAGCAGAUCUCUGACAACAUUGUGGUUUCAUACGAGUCCAUGGUUUUCUCUCGUUCUCUGUGGAAACAGGUGCUGCUUUAUACAAGGUACCGCUUUCUCUGGAGGCUGGAGGCAGUGAGAAGUCAACAGAGGAUGACCUCAUCACAUCCUGUGGCAGCUGUGUGUCAGGUGACAUCCACUCCAGACAAGGAGGCAAACUUCACUACAUGCAAGCGUUUGAUCGAGCAAGCCAAGGAGGGUGGCGCGAGCAUGAUCUUCCUCCCCGAGGGCUUCGAUUACCUCGGCUCCAGCCGAGAAGAGACGCUGCAGCUGUCUGAAAGCCUGCAGGGUGACCUCAUCAGCAGAUAUUCCCAGUUAGCCAGGAAGCUGAAAGUCUGGCUGUCUCUGGGAGGUUUCCAUGAACGAGGCCACAACUGGGAGAACGACAGACGCAUCUACAACAGCCAUGUCAUCAUUAAUGGCCAAGGUGAAAUUGUGUCAGUGUACAGGAAAGGUCAUCUGUUUGAUGUGGAGUUGACCAGCAAAGGUGUCUCACUAAAAGAGAGUGCUUUCACCGUUCCUGGACCGACCUUAGUGCCACCCGUUCAGACCCCUGUUGGAAAGGUGGGACUGGGGAUCUGCUAUGACCUGCGCUUCCCAGAGAUGUCCUCGGCUCUUCAGAGGAGCAGGGCGGAGAUCCUCACUUAUCCAUCAGCAUUUACCGUGGCGACAGGCACCGCCCACUGGGAGGUUCUCCUUCGAGCCAGAGCCAUUGAGACUCAGUGUUAUGUCCUGGCCGCUGCUCAGGUUGGAGCUCAUCACGAGAAGCGCUCUUCGUAUGGCCACACCCUGGCUGUGGACCCCUGGGGCGUAGUCAUGGCGGACUGUGGGGGGACAGAUGUGGGCGUGGCUAUGGUGGAGAUUGACAUGGACAGACUGCAGGACACUAGAAGGGACAUGCCAGUGCAGCAGCACAGGAGGGAGAAAGAGUUUUACUGCAGUCUGGACUGAUCAGAGACUCAAAAUCAUAACAUGAACUGAAAUUAUGUUUGAUUUACCUCACAGUAUGUUGUUUUAUAUCGUUAGGUCGAACACUAUAUAAAUGAUAAUAAAUGAUCACAAUAGUAAAUGAGUUUUAAGUGAUCUGCUACACCUUCAGUACAAUCUGACUUCUAGUACUCUUUUCACCGCUCUUCUGCUUCUUCUUUAUGUUUUCUGUUCUUGUAGUACUUCCCAUUAAAUGGAAUUCCCAUUAAAUUGCUUUACUCAGCA
Molecule: messenger RNA, 1456 nt
Organism: Hemibagrus wyckioides
Lineage: Eukaryota; Metazoa; Chordata; Actinopteri; Siluriformes; Bagridae
Gene: nit1
Product: nitrilase 1
Exons: 6
Coding region: 245-1195 (316 amino acids)
Molecular function (GO): hydrolase activity, acting on carbon-nitrogen (but not peptide) bonds, in linear amides
Source: RefSeq, a predicted model, not a curated record